UAUGACCUUCACCUUACGGCUGACUGCAUGGAUGAGUUGUACUCGUCCCCUCCACGUAGUAGAGCUUUGUAUUGGCAUCCACAGCAAAAUGUGACAGUCCUAACGACGCUCACAAUGUGAUUAAUCUGGAUUCAUUUUAUUUAAGAAGAAAAUAAUUCGUUCAGACACAAAAGACUGCGGGGAAACACCUCUAUUCUACCUGCUGAACGCUCAGUAUGUUGAGUCCAGAGAGCGAAGACUUGGAGCUGGUCUAUCACGAGGAGGAGCCUGACGUCAGCGACCUGUCAUACCAUGGCCACGCCCUUGACACGUCCACUGACGUCAAUUCUGUAAACCCAACACUGCAAAAAGUAAGAAACCAUGAAACACACACAGAUGUUAAUUCGAAUGGUGCAAUAUUAAAGACCACAGAUACAACGAUCCAACCACUGCAACAUUCCUCUCCAGUAAAACCACGCAGCUCAGAGAGCGGGGAAAAGGCGCGAGAGACGUCGGGAGAGGAUGUACAGACGCGCCCAGACGGCCGGAAAGUGAUACCUGCUUCCCCGGAGCUCUCUGUCGUGGCAGUUAGUUUCUCCUCGGAGGGAGAAGAACAAGUAACAAUGAGUAAUGAAGUCGUGCAAACUCAAACCGACGGCCGAAAGGUGAUUCGGACAACUCCCGGACUCACGGACGACUUGAGAUUGGAGUUACAAGAGAGGCCCCUCAAACAAAGAGAUAUGAAAUUCCUGCGAAUGUUUGCAAUAGUGUCUAUAUUUCUCUUUGCUCCGACAGGAAUUGCCGCUUUUAUUUACGCCAGGAAGACAAAACAGGAAUUUGACGCAGGGAUAGAGAGGGGAAACUUGGACUUGGCUAGAAAACUUUGUAAACGCACAGAGCGUUUGAUAAUGUUAUCCAUAGUGCUGUCUCUGUUCACGGCCGUGUUAGCGUUCUCUCUGGCAGAGAAUGCUGUCACGAGGGAAACGGGCAGUUUCCAGGAUAGAUAUCUUUCUUAUUCACGGCUUCCAUAGGCGUGUUUGUUCAAUGUAAAUGUCACACGUAGUCGACACCAGGACGAGAAAUUGCCAAAAUUCAUGGCCAGAGAGGUUUUAUCAAAACAUCCAUGUCAGCCGACCGUGGGCGUAUUUUACAACAAACCACGAGCUUCGAACUUUUAUUUCACCCGUGCUUCCUACUCGUCAUAACUUGCCAACCAAGACGGUGUUAUAGAGGGCAAAUUAACGAAAUAUCGGAAAUAAAACAGGAAUUGAAGUGACCCAGUUACGCUUUACGUACUGGAAUUCUUGUCACAGGCGUGUAUUAAACAAAAGGCGCAUAAAGCAAUAUUUUAAAGAUGUGUAUUUUUAUCAGAUUUUGUGAUAACAAUUUUUGUAUUUAUUAAUGUUUAAGCAUAAGGUGUAGGUUUUACUUUUCAUGUCAUACGUAAAUCUCUGCAAUACUCUUCAUAUAGAUAGGAGGGCAUUCUCGCGCGAAAUGUGAUACAAAUUAAGGAACGAAUCUCACCCUGAAGGAAUUACUUAACCCAAAUGUUGUUUUCCCAUCUACCCAAUAUGCGUCAUUACAACAGUUUUGUUAAAAAGUCACUAGCAAGACACAUUUUUAAUCUUUUUAUUUCAUAUCACGAGAAUAGAUAUACGUUACUAUUAUUUUGUAGCAUAAUAGAUGAGCAUAUGUGUAAAUGACACGAAUCUCUGAUUUCAUAUUGUAUUCAUGUUAAAUAGAAUACAUAGAGCUUUAAGAAGACUCCGGGGACAGGCAAGAUAAUCUUUAUCUUUCUUUUUCUUCAGGUACUUUUAUUCUGAACAAGUUAUAUUUUGUCUUAUACUAUUUAUAUAUCGGUAAAAUGAUGCAGCACUGAAUGUGUCCUUUUAAUAUUUUAUAUUUCUUAUAUAGACGUAAUAUAGUAUGGUUUUAUCAGUAUUUUAGUAUCUAUGUAUGCGUACUGACAUCGGUAAUCAAGAAUUAAAUAAUGUGCGCUUUUUUCACUAAUAAGACACAAGAAAGGCACAAUCAUUAUUUUAAUAUCUUAGGGACGAAGGUGAUUUAACAUUGUUAUAGAUAUUAACAUUUAUGUUGACAGCAUUAUAAAGAAGGUCAUUAAACUUCAUGAUUUAAUAUUUAAAAUAAUAUGUUGUUGUAAUAAAGCACAUUUUGUUAAAU
This is a messenger RNA of Lingula anatina, 2160 nucleotides long. RefSeq lists its product as uncharacterized. The record is from RefSeq and is a predicted model, not a curated record. Gene Ontology annotation, cellular component: membrane. NCBI's taxonomy places the organism in Eukaryota, Metazoa, Brachiopoda, Lingulata, Lingulida, Lingulidae.